Molecule: messenger RNA, 2534 nt
Organism: Cornus florida
Lineage: Eukaryota; Viridiplantae; Streptophyta; Magnoliopsida; Cornales; Cornaceae
Exons: 7
Coding region: 356-2335 (659 amino acids)
Molecular function (GO): phosphoprotein phosphatase activity
Source: RefSeq, a predicted model, not a curated record
UAUCCAACACAACACAAGCAAUUUUUGUAUACUAUAAGAAGGCCUCUAUAAUUUCACUUAGCAUGGCAAUUAUUAAUUUUAUUUUGGGAAAUUAAUUAAGCCAAUUUUAUUUUGAAGGAUACAAAUACGAUGUGUCUAACAAAUCUUUGUUGACAUUCAACAACUACGGUGCUCAACCCUUUUUCAGUCUAUGACCUAUCGCCUCUUCUCUCUCUAGAAUUGCGCCUUUCUGAGGACUGCGAAGGACGAAGACAACGGUGUAUUUUCCUAGGUGAAGAAGCUCCUAACCAGUACUAAAAUAAAGAAUUUAGAACUUGUUGAUACUGGUCCAAAUAAAACAAGGAGUGAAUGUUUGAUGGAUGGGGAUGCUAGGAUUUUAACUGAAAGUCCUUCUGGUAAGGAAUGCACCUCAAAUAAAGGUUUAAAUCUUGAAGAUAAUGGGGAAUCCAAUUCAUGGGAGAAAAAGGAAAAGAGAAAGAAACAGAAGAGACAAAAUCCCCUGCAAAUAAAUUCUGGUACAGUUGAUUGUAUUUUAGAGACACGUUUAGAAACAAUAGAAUCUUCAAACUUGAGUUCAGGGCCGAAAAGGAAAAGGACCCAAAUGGAACGGUGUCCAAAUAUGAGUGAAAUAGAGGUUGAUAUUACUUCAGUUCAAGUAAGGAGUUCCCAAACCGGUAAGAGAAUGAAAGAAUUUGAAACAUAUGAUAGGGAAAAAGGGAAAGUGUCUUCUUCUGUAGUAAACAGUUUGGAAUCCCUCAGUGUUGGCUCCUCAAUGCUAAAUAAUUUAGAAUAUAGUUCUUUGGCCAGCUCAGAGGACAGCUCAGAUGAGAUACUUGCAUCUGUUUGUUCAAAGAAUAUGUUAGAGAGAGAAGUGGGGGUAGUGGAUAGCACGGUUAGCACCUUGUUGCAGGUUGUGGAAGAUGUUUCCAUCAAGAAAUUCUCUGGUGGUUGUUCAGAUGGUGCACCUGCAUAUGAAGAAAGCAAAAAGAGUUUAGAUGUUGAACCUACAUAUGAGGAAAGCAAGAAGAGAAUUGAGAUGGCAACCUUAAAACUGACCAUAGAUGAAGAUAGUUUUGUGAAUAAUGGUUCUUUGGAAGAAAAUUUAGUUGAAACUACAAUUUUUAAGGGGGACAAAUCUUUUAUUGAUGCAUCUAUUUGUGAGCAGCAUCCCAAUAAGAUUUUGGAAAUACAAUAUGGGAUGGAAAAUGCAAUUUGUUCAUCUUCACAUUUCGCUGCAAUAAAAGAUAAUCAAAGGGGAGUUGAGAUGCGAGCUUCAGAACAUAUCAUAGAUGAAGAUGAUUUUGUGAAUAAUGGCUCUGAGUUAGACUCUCUACAUGAAAAUUCUGAACAAGGUAACGGCGGUAAAAUAAAUAUUAUGCAAAACAAGGAUAAAGAAAAUUUGGUUAAAGAGGAUAAAUCUUUUGUUGAUGCAUCUCCCAGUGAUAUUUUGUGUAAGCACAAUGUCAAGAAGGUUUUGAAAAUACCAUCUGAGAUAGAAAAUGCAAUUUCUUCACCUUCACAGCAGUUGGAUGCAAUGAAAGAUGAUGUCCUAGUCGUUAGCAACUCAUUAUGUGCAAUUCCACCAGAAAGAGUUCUUGCUUGCCCUUUUAAAAAGAAGCUUCUCAUCCUUGAUGUGAAUGGACUUCUUGCUGAUAUUGUUUCGAAUGUGCCUGAUGGAUAUAAAGCUCACACAAUAAUAGGACAAAAAGCAGUUUUCAGGAGGCCCUUCUGUGAUGAUUUUUUGGAGUUUUGUUUUGAGAGAUUUAAUGUUGGUGUAUGGUCAUCAAGAACCAAGAGAAAUGUGGAUAUGGUUCUCGAAUUUCUUAUGAGAAAAACCAAGGGCAAGUUGGCAUUUUGCUGGGAUCAAUCGCACUGUACUGAUACAGGUUAUAAUACUGUUGAGAAUAGAGAGAAGCCUAUGCUAUUAAAGGAACUCAAAAAAUUAUGGGAAAAACAUGAGCCAAAUCUUCCUUGGAAGAGGGGAGAGUAUAACGAAUCCAACACGCUCUUGUUGGAUGAUUCUCCAUACAAGGCGUUAUGCAACCCUUUGCACACUGCAAUCUUUCCUUAUUCCUACCGUUACAAGGAUGUAAAAGAUAAUUCAUUGGCACCAGGAGGUGAUCUUCGGGUUUAUCUUGAAGGAUUAUCUUUCGCUGAAAAUGUUCAAAAAUAUGUGGAGCAAAAUCCAUUCGGACAACGCCCCAUCACGGAAAGAAAUUUAUCUUGGUCCUUUUAUCUCAAGGUUAUUCGCAGCGUCACAUUCCAACAGAAAAUUAAUACUAAUUCUUCUCCGCGUGGUGAUAGCAUUGGACGCUGUGGAACAUCCCAUGUAUAGUUGUACGAACUGAAUUUUUUUAUUUUUAUUAUUAUUAUUUUACAAAUGCACUCUUGGUGUAGAAAAAUGCUGGCGAGUGUUGUUAAUGUUGUGACAAUUUUUCUUUUUGACAAAAUGGAUUGAAUGUAGUGUUGUUGAUGGUGAUCUCUAAAGAAGCCACCAUGUGGCAACGAUUCAUAUAUAUAUUUUUUUUGGCCAA